Molecule: messenger RNA, 1369 nt
Organism: Papilio xuthus (Asian swallowtail)
Lineage: Eukaryota; Metazoa; Arthropoda; Insecta; Lepidoptera; Papilionidae
Product: galectin-8
Exons: 7
Coding region: 137-1231 (364 amino acids)
Molecular function (GO): galactoside binding; carbohydrate binding
Source: RefSeq, a predicted model, not a curated record
AUGGCAUCAUAACAAGACGGUCUCUCGCGGGUAACAGACGUAACUGACCCACUAAUCGGUAAAUAGCGAUUUAUUUUCGUGUAGCAUCGUUUAUUACGUGACAUAGUGUGAAAUUAUUUGUGGAUUGUUUAUAAAGAUGGUGUGUGGUGGUCGUUGCGGUUGCGGUGCGUUUUGCCGGCGUAUAUUUUGCCGCGGCCGCUCGCGAAGUGGUAGUAUUAAUGGAGAUUCAUCACCUAUUACUUUGACUCAGCUGGCUGAAGCUCGCGAUGUAAAGUUCACUCAGACCUUGACAGAGCCGUUGUCUAUCGGCUCCCAUAUUAUAUGCACAGGCACGCCCACCGAAGAUUUACCAUGGUUCGCAAUAAACAUUGGCUCUGGGGAUCCCGAGACGCGCGGAGACAUCGCGGUACAUUUCAACGUACGACUACCGCAGAAUUACGUGGUUCGCAACACCCGUAGACAUGACAAGUGGGGGCCAGAGGAGACCACCGCAUUUAGAUUAUUUCCUUUCAAAGUGGACCGUCCCUUCACGAUUGAGGUAUUGGUGGACGAGAAAGAGACGCUCUGGGCGGUUGAUGGCGAACACUACUGCAGCUUUGCGCAUCGUAACCCUUCGCCGCUGGCUGCCGGCUGGGUGCAGGUCACCGGCAUCAGGGACACAGACCUCAAGAUACAUAAGACUGACAUAUACCCUACCACAGGUCCGCCUGUUUUUGACAUUCCAACGAGAGAUAGCGCCGCGCAUCCACGGCAACAAGACGAACCAAUUUGGCGACCUAAUGUUAUUGCUAAGUUGCCAAAUGGUAUUGCCGAAGGAUAUCAGUUAGUUAUUUACGGCAGAUUACGACCAAUGUUACACUCGUUCGCGAUAGACUUGAUGGACGUGCACCGCGAGUGGCCGCGCGCGAACAUACUGCUGCACGUGAACGUGCGCGCGCACUCAGACGCGCAGUUCCCCCGGCAGCUGGUCGUGCUCAACGCGAGCCUCGGCGCCUGGGGACCCGAGCGCAGGCAGCGCAGCGCGCGCCUCGUGCCCGCCACACACACUACAAUAAGGAUAGUGCGGGGACCUGGCGAAUGGUCAGUCUAUACUGACAAUGUGCUGAUUGGUGAACUGGAAUACCGCGCGUCGCCAGAUGGCGUUAAAGCUAUUCGCAUACGUGGCGACAUCUAUCCUGAAGAUAUCUACGUAUGUCCGUCCACAUCCUCCCCUAUAGAAGACAAGAAAUAAUGAUCCUAUAAAUUUUGUUAUUAAAAAUAAACUUACUGCGCUUAUGUAAUCGAAUCUAGUGAUAAUCCACGGUGUUUUUGGCUUUAAAUAUAUUUUUAAUCAUACCUUGCAAGUACAAUAUAUGUAUAUAAGAUGUUG